Molecule: messenger RNA, 2365 nt
Organism: Zerene cesonia (dogface butterfly)
Lineage: Eukaryota; Metazoa; Arthropoda; Insecta; Lepidoptera; Pieridae
Gene: eIF2A
Product: eukaryotic translation initiation factor 2A
Exons: 12
Coding region: 163-1872 (569 amino acids)
Biological process (GO): translational initiation
Cellular component (GO): cytosolic small ribosomal subunit
Molecular function (GO): translation initiation factor activity; mRNA binding; protein binding
Source: RefSeq, a predicted model, not a curated record
UUAUGACGUUGACAUAAGUUUGAGAGGAUGGCUAAAAUCGGCGAUCUUUGAAAAUGAAAUAGUGAUACGAUUGUACAUAUUGUGGUUAUAUGUAAUUUUAGUUUAUUCACUGAGUUUUCUUAUACUAUGAAACUUAAUUAAAAUACUAUUAUAAACAGUAAAAUGACUUCAACACCGAAUAUAACCGGUUUAACAAACAAGAAUUUAUUUCUUGUCGACUUUCAAGAACCAUACACGGAAAAAGUGCUGAGAGAUGAAUCUACACCAAACAUACGGAGUGUCGUGUUCAGCCCUAAAGGAAACUAUUUGGCUUAUAGAACAGAUAGGAAGGUAGAGAUACUCAAAUGUACGGACUGGUCUGUAACAGCUACAAUUGAUGGUAAUGUCAAGGACAUGUUUUUCUCCCCUUUGGACACUUACUUUAUAUCAUGGGAAAUGUUUUUUACCACUAAAGAUAAUCCUCAGGGAAAGCCAAAUCUACGGGUAUUUAAUUCACAAACUGGAGAGAACAUUGGAUCAUUUAUUCAAAAAAAUCAAAUUGGAUGGCAACCGAAAUGGUCAUCAGAUGAAAAGUUGUUUGCCAUUCAUGCAAAUAAUAGAAUACUCAUCUAUGAGGAUGCUAAAUUGGACAGAUACACACACAACAUUCAAGCAGACAAGCUUCAAGCAUAUAGUAUAUCACCAAGUCCAGCACCGGCAUACUAUUUCUCCAUUUUUACAUUGGGUAAAUCUGGUCAACCAUCCUUCUGGCGUAUAUUCAAAUUCCCCCAAUUUGACAUCAGCAAUGCAAUUGUGAGCAGAUCAUCAUUCCAAGCUGAUAAAGCAACAUUCAACUGGAAUAGACGUGGAACCAAUGUAUUUACCAUGACACAGACGGAUGUAGAUAAAACAGGCGGUUCUUACUAUGGAAAGCAAGCCUUAUCAUAUGGUGACAUAAAGGGGAAUGGAGGAAAUAUGACAUUUAGCAAAGAAGGACCAAUCCACUCGAUUGCAUGGAAUCCGGGCAAUUGGAACGAAUGGGUCGCGGUCUACGGACACGCGCCCGCUAAAGCCACGCUGUUCAACGCUAAAUGCGACCCAUUGUAUGAGUUUGGAACUGGAGCCUGGAACGCUAUAUACUUCCCACCUGAAGGAAAUAUAGUGUUACUAGGUGGUUUUGGAAACAUAGCGACUGGUCACAUAUCGGUUUGGGACCUGCGUGGGUGUAAGAAGCUGGGAGAAUGCUCAGCGCCAGAUACUACGUUCUUGCAGUGGGAUCCGCGGGGCGAAACAUUCAUCACUGCUACAACGUACCCUAGACUUACUGUUGGAAAUGGGUACAAAAUCUGGCACUACACUGGAGCGCUAAUGCACAAACGCGAGUGCGUAGAAAAAGAGAAUCUACUGUCAAUCAUCUGGCAACCAGGCACAUACCCAAAGAGUGAAUUGUCCAAAACAGUUCCCAAAGGGAUAGAAGUCGCCGCGCCAAAAGCCACUGCUUAUAGACCCCCAGCAGCUCGCAACAAACCAUCUACAUUCACUAUGCAUGAACAUGAAAAACCACAUAAACCUGGACAGAAUGCUGAGGCCGCCCCAUCAAAGCAAGCGAUAAAACAGAAGGAAAAACGCGAAGCGCGCAAAGCUCGUAAAGCGGAAGAAAAGGCGACGGAUAAAGGUGACACUCCCCCCACCACACCCUCCAGCCGGCCACCGUUCGUGUCUACGGGUGACCCGGAAAAAGAUAAAAAGAUAAAAAAUAUUAAUAAGAAACUAAAUGACAUAGAUAAACUAAAACAGCAGAAGGCAGCUGGAAAACAAUUGGAACUCAAUCAGUUAGCGAAAAUUGAAAAUGAAGCUGCUUUGUUACAAGAAUUGGAGCAGCUCAAAUUAUGAUGCAAUAUAUUAUUAUAUUUGUAUUUUACUUGCAUUUCGCUCAGAAUAGAUGAUAAAAAAUACUUAGUACUGUAUACACAAAUAUUUUAAGUUAGUAGUAUUGUAAACAAAUAUCAAGCGUUUUCUGUGGACAGUUAAUUCAACUGAGAUAAUUUCUCCAUAAAACUUUAUAUUAUAUCUUAAACUUUUUUUAUUUAAAAAAAUAUUUUUUAUAUUUAAAUUGGUUAAAUACCUAUUUUUUAUAUAGCAAUACAUAGUUUGCAUAACUGAGAACAAUAUGAUUGUGUGUAAGGCUUUUUUUUUUUCUUCGUUUAAAUUGUUCAAUACUAACAAUGGUAUACCUUUAUUUAACUCGAUAAUUCUGACUUCACUUUUAUUACGUGUCAAAAUAAUAAAAUUGUGAAAAAAAUAUUCGAAUUAUAUUUUUAUAUAGCUUUAUCGAGGAAAAAAGUGCAAGACAGCAUGUCACAUAAAAUUGUUAUAAGAAUACAUA